GCAUGACUCUGCUGCCAUCUCAGCAGAGGAACAACGAGCUCUGUAACAAAGGUUCCCAGACGCUGCCCAGGGGACCCCAAAUGUGGAGGCAGGUAGGAAAGGGAUGGAAGAAAGCUAUGAGACAUUUGAGGAGGAGUUAGGGCCACCAAGAGCAGAUCCUCCUCCACAAAAGCCUGUUCGACAGAUCCACAGACCAGUAAAUCUCCAUCUGUCUGUUUCAGAAAUGUAUGCUACAAGAAAAAUCAGAGAGGAAAUGGCUCCAGCUUCACAGCCGCCAAGAGCAGAACCCAAGACUUUACCCAGAGAACCCAGCUUUCCUAGAACAACAUCCCUGCAUAAAACCUUGUCCAUCCAAAACCUGACCCAGAUUGAAACACCGUGGGAGAAUGUCACUCUGAACCGAUGUCUGUUCGUUGCCAUUACCAUCCUCGUGCUCACCUCAGGCUUUCAAAGGCUUCAUGAAACUCUACGAGGUCAGGGGACGCCAAAGGGGGAGGAAGAAGCUGGACUGACAGUGAGACGGUCAGGCACAUUACGACACAGAGGGCAACCUCCAGAGCCUGAGACAUCUCUGUGGGAAGUCAUGUUUUGGUGGCUGCCAGACCUUGAUGAUGAAGAGGAUGAGGAGGAAGAGGAUGACGAUGGAGAAGUCAAAAGGGGGAGGUCAAAGAAAGGAGCAAGGGCACAAACAUCAAGAGGUCUCAGAAACAAGCCGCUACCAGACAGAAAACUGAUGAAGCAAAGAGAUGGGAAUUUAAAGGACAGGAGAGCCAAGAAAGCCAGGGAUAAAGAAACCAAAGACAAGAAAGAGAGAGAUAUAAAAGAGGAAUUUGAAAAUGCAGCAAGCAAAGAAGAUGAAGAUGGUGAGGAGACAGCACCCAAGAAGAAUAAAAAGUUGGAGGACAAGAAAGAGAAGAAAAAGACUCAAAAGGGAUGAGCUGAUUCUUUCUUGUGUCAAACACGUCAUUUUCUAAUUCACCUAUACUGAUUUGAUUACAUUUAUAAAUGGAGGUGGUAAAUACUUUCAAAUACAACCACUGAGACUCCAAAUUAAUCUGCGCUUCCAGUCAAAUGGCCUAACACAAACAAACCUUAUUUGUUACAGCUUUUUGUUGCUUUGCUUGAUUGAUGAUUUUGUGUGAUGGCGCUUUGAUUUACCAGUGAAGUAAUUUGCAUUUUCUUGGAACUGAAAACCAUGCUUCAUUUGAAACGUUCAUGUCAUUAUUUGAUUACUCUCUUUUUGGUGUUAAAAGAAAUAAGAUCUCUUUAGUCAGCUGCUUAGCGAUGGUGCCAGCUCACUCAACUGCUGAUAAUACAAAGCCAGACCUCUCUAAUUUAUACAAAAAGGAAAGAAAAUGGGCAACAAGGAUCAAGUUUGUGUUUUUUUCAUCAAAGUUUUGACCAAUGUAUGUCCUGUUUGACCUGCACUUAUAUCAUCUGAGAGCCACUUCAAAGAGCCCAGUUAAAGGGUCUUCUUUGCAAAUUCACGCUUUUAUCACUGAGUAAUUCUGAUCCUAAAUACUUCAGGAACUUACUGUACUGUUGUUCAUCGUAUUAGAAAAGGUGUUUCAUCUGCUAUGACCCACUCACAUGAUCACUUGAUACACCAAUAAAUCUUUCCUUGUGUGAUGUCUUCGUAAAUGCACAGACUCCUGGAUGCAAAUGUUCUCCACAGCAUUUAAUUACAAAAACAGACUCUUAAAAGAAAUCUGAAUCAAAGCAUUUAUACAAAACA
Messenger RNA from Toxotes jaculatrix (banded archerfish), 1735 nucleotides. Its product is annotated as junctional sarcoplasmic reticulum protein 1. The record is from RefSeq and is a predicted model, not a curated record. The transcript is spliced from 7 exons. The coding region runs from base 104 to 937 and encodes 277 amino acids. NCBI's taxonomy places the organism in Eukaryota, Metazoa, Chordata, Actinopteri, Toxotidae.